This is a messenger RNA of Marasmius oreades (fairy-ring Marasmius), 435 nucleotides long. RefSeq lists its product as uncharacterized. Gene Ontology annotation, biological process: pyruvate metabolic process; malate metabolic process. The transcript is spliced from 2 exons. Gene Ontology annotation, cellular component: mitochondrion. Gene Ontology annotation, molecular function: malate dehydrogenase (decarboxylating) (NAD+) activity. Bases 1 to 435 code for a protein of 144 amino acids. Lineage: Eukaryota; Fungi; Basidiomycota; Agaricomycetes; Agaricales; Marasmiaceae. The record is from RefSeq and is a predicted model, not a curated record.
AUGUUGUCCAAAAAUCCCGUAUUUCGAGUAGCUCUACGAGGAGAAACCCUCCUUACCAGUCCCCGAUGGAACAAAGGAACCGCGUUUACCAACAAAGAACGAAAAGAAUUGGGUCUAACUGGCCGAUUACCCCACAGAGUCAACACAUUGGAUGAACAAUGUCAACGGGCUUACGAUCAACUCCAGAUGCACGAAAAUGCGAUACGAAAGAACACAUUUUUGCAGAGCAUGAAGGAUCAGAACUGGGUGUUGUACUACAGUUUGAUUUCCAGACAUUUGCGGGAGUUGGUUCCGAUUAUCUAUACGCCUACUGAGGCAGAGGCGAUAUCCAACUACUCUCAUCUUUUCAGAAGAAGCGAAGGUCUUUACCUCACGAUCUCAGAUCAAGAUACGCUGGAGAAGACCUUUUGGAACAGACAAAAGGGCGGAAUUUAG